This is a messenger RNA of Penicillium macrosclerotiorum, 762 nucleotides long. RefSeq names its product alpha/beta hydrolase. The transcript has 2 exons. Bases 1 to 762 code for a protein of 253 amino acids. Lineage: Eukaryota; Fungi; Ascomycota; Eurotiomycetes; Eurotiales; Aspergillaceae. The record is from RefSeq and is a predicted model, not a curated record.
AUGACUACCAUCCUUUUUGUUCCUGGAGCUUGGAUCACCAAGGCUUUCUAUGAGCCAUUCCUCAAAGCGCUCACGGUUGUCGGCUUCGAUGUUCGCUACGCAGACUAUGUCUCUUUAGACCCCAAGGAUCCGACCCUAACUGACUGCCAAGCUGACACCGAGGCUAUUACUGCUAUGCUUCGUCCGCUCGUAGAGGAUGAAGGGAAAGAUGUAUUGCUCUUCCUGCACUCCUACGCUGGCAUGCCCGGCGCGGCAGCGGCCACUGGGCUAGCCAAGUCGCAGCGGACUCAGGAAGGCAAAGUUGGCGGUGUCGUUGGAUUGCUUUCCCUAGGAGCCUUCAUCGUGCCCGAAGGACUCAGUUGUGCUGGUCUCCAGGGCGGAAAUAUACCCCCUUGGAUUUUACUCGACCAGCCGUCAGCGAAUCUCAAUGUAGCUGAUGACCCGAUCAACAAUUUUGCUGCCGAUGUCGACCCAGCGAUGGCCAAGUCUCUGACCGCAAAUCUCAAGCCACAUGCGACUUUGCCUUUCAUAUCGCCCCAGCCCCAUCCGGCCUGGGCGGAUGAGGCGCUUCGGGGACGGUUGGCAUUCAUUGUUACCACGGAAGAUCGUGCCGUGCCAAAGGAGGCACAAUUCGGGAUGAUGGCGGCCACGCAGCAGUCAUGGAUUGUCAAGGAGCUGGCAUCCAGUCACUGUGGUCUGUUCUUGAAUCGGAUCGACGAGACAGUGGCAUUGACCCAGGAGAUACUUGGUCAGAUUUUGUAA